GCAUCUUUAUAUUUUUUAUAUGAAGUAUUAUGUAAAGGUUAAGCUUUUACCAUAGGCUGUGGCAAAGAAUAGGAUAUGGCUGUGUCAUCAUGCAGGGUUGGCUUUUUUUUCUUUAUUUAUUUUGGGCUUUUUUUUUUUUUUUUUUUCUUUUUUUUUUUAUUUGCAUUUUCUUUGCUAAAUCCGUCACUACCGCAUCUGGCAAACGCUAUAUGUCUUUAUUUCGAUGCCUUACUGUUUUUCUGUAACCCGUUCUUGUAUUCUUUAAGGAAUCAAGAUUAUUAGAGUCACAAACAAAAUGACAUCGUUGCCAUGGCAACCGAUCAGUGUGUCUCCCCUCAACACACACACACACACAUACACACACUCGCACCAUAUUGCUUAGCCAGCCAUAAUCGUGGCAAGGAUGAGAAGUAGUUUGAGAAACGAAACACUUGAAGCGGUCGGGAAUCAACGUAUCAAACCCUCAUCAACACCGUCUCGCGAAACCAAUAAACGCACUAUUCAGCGCAGCGGACCUCUGUGAGAACACCCGCCUCAUUCCACCGGUGUUUCGUGACAGGGUCGGAAUGUUCUUGUGUGCACACUUUGCAGGCGGCGUCGAUUAACGGCAACGUUAAGGAGCAACACAGAGGGAAAAAAUGCAUGGCAUCGCUGCAGCACGUUAUUUUGAGCGUUAUUAAAUAUAUAUGAGGGACUUAGGCAAAGGUUAUCUCACCUGGAAUACUUUCACAGUUCAUAACGUUAACACGCAAACAAGUUGUGCACGAUUUGUUACUUACAGGUAAAAAAAAAAAAUCGAUACUUUAUCUAUAGUACGAACAUGGAAACAACCGGGGUAGGUGAGAGAAAAUCCUUGAAAGAAAUUAGUGACUAUAACUGUUGUUUUGUUACCAAAAGACGAGACUAUCAUCAAUAGAGGAGUGCUGCAACAGUUUGUGGAAAUAAUUUCUCAGCCAUCAUCGUCGCUCAGGGUUGAAUAAGAUGCGAGACUGGCGCUGUCGUGAGGAUCAACAGAAUUCAGUACAGAGGCACAUCGCUUGAUAACUGAACGCUUCAUAACCAGUGGAUUCCAAGAUCAACCCUGCAAAAAUCGUGAGGAAACAGCCAUGUCCACACCAUGGGAUUUUAAACCAUUUCACCAAGAGCAUCAGCAAACGCUUUCAAACCUUUCUCAAUGAAAACUGGGCUUAUCUUAAAAGCAUAUCUGCUGCGUGAACCUUAAGAAACUGGAAAGAGACUGGAAGUCAAAGACUCUCCUUGGAAAUUUCUAUUGUGAAGACAAUCAGCCUUGAAAACGUUUUACGUCUUCACUGCCAUCAUCAGUUUUUUUGUGUGUGUUUGUGUCGUCGGUUUACUGAACAUUCUCUAAUACACACCUAAACUACGUGACGAUAGGGCAUACGUUUUAAAUACAACAUGACAGAUGACUCAGUUCAUAUCUGAUAUCUUUCAGCUAUUGUAAAUUUGCACACAGGAUUAUCCAUUUGGUCAUUCUUUACAUGCUGAAUGAGGAAAUGCACAUUCAUUUCAGUUCAGUAAUGUAGAGGUUUGCUGAACAAACUCAAAAUGAUUCCUCAUCACACUGGCCUCAAACCCUCAAAGGAGUUCACCAUUCUGAGUAGUCCUGUUAACACGUAAACAAGAACAAGAAGAUUAGUUUCGGAGGUUAUUUUUUUUCACCAAGUGUAUGGAAAUUGUUUAUACUAAUUAAUAAUAGUAAACAUUCAGGGAGCAUAACAGGUCAGGGAAAUCUGCUUAAAGACUAAGUGCCAUUGCUGAAUGUAAGGAGUGCCCAAAUAAAAAAAAUUGUGAAGACAAGCAAAACAUUAGUUUACAUUUUAAAGAUGUUUACAGUUGCCCCUUUCUCUUAAAUUAAUCUUUCAUCCUGAUAAGUGCCAAAACAGAGAAUUAUACCUAAAUACGUCUAAUGUACACAGUUGUACUACAACUUAAUUGCCUUCAUGUGUCAUGAUAUACUAGAUAUUGAAGUAAUAGGAGGACAGUAACGAGAAGCCAUUUUGUUUGUCUGCGGAUAUGUGAAAAUGUAUUUUUUUGAACAAAGCCACAAAAGGGAAUAUUUGCCUUGUUAAUACAUUCAAAACUGACAAUAAAUUAAAUAUUCUUUCAUUUCCUGUUUAUACAAGAACUAGCCAAUUGUAUGUUGCCUGCUCAGAAUAUUGUCAGUAUUUGGGUUGUUUUACAUAUUGUUCAGGUUUUCCAGCUAUAUGCUGGAUGGAAACACUGCAUGUUGAGAGAAUAUGUGUUGUAUAGCUUACCUUGAAGCUGAAAGCACAUCGAAAUAGUUUUUUUUUUUUUCUCGCACGCUGUCUCCGAGUGUGACCAUUCACAUUAUACACUUUUAUCAGACUUUGAAAACAGAUUUUUCUUUUGGGACUGUUUUGAUAUAAACUCAAAUUUCAUACGUCGGAGGGCUGCUUCAAGAAUAUUUUACAUACAGCACUAAGCAGGCUGUUUUUACAAAAUUCGGCAUUGUGCGGUGGGUUGAGUCAGCGAGAGAAAAUAGCAGCAUUAGUCAUGUAAAGAUGAUGCCCACCUUGGAAGCUCGAGUACGUGUCAUCAUUCUCUUCCUGCUAAUCGCUGUCCCACUUAACGUUUCCUCUGCGAGCGUCCCGGGCCCCUCCAGAAACGGAGCAAAUGGGCCCAUCACCAUCACCCCGACGCCCAACCCCAGAUCUCAGGGUAGGGGCUUUCUUCACCCCCUUUCUAAAAGCGGUGGGAGUAUGCGAGGGAAGUCCAUGAAUCGUCGGCCAAAGCAGCCAGCUGGAGUGGCAGAAAUGCCCCUCGGGCCGUUGCCUCAGACAAUGCUGCCAAAGAAUGUAACGACUGAUGCAAUGAAGGCCCCUUUUGGAAAAGCGCUUGUAGCUCCGCCUUCUCGCAAACUGGUGGAAGUGGACGUGUGUCGAGGUUAUUAUGAUGUCAUGGGGCAGUAUGACCUCACCUUUAACUGCUCCAAGGAUGACUUCAUCUACUGCUGUGGCACCUGCCAUUAUCGAUUUUGUUGUCCGGACCGCACUCGAAGGCUGGACCAGAACAUUUGCCACAACUACCAUUCCCCUGUGUGGGCCAAUACAGCCCCCCCUGCGACCAGGCCGUCACAGCCUUCCCAUCCGGACCUCAGCCGCAUCGAACAGAGCAACAACACCAUCUACGUCAUCGGUGGAGUCAUCUCGUUUACUGUGGCAGUGGCAGUGGCCAUUAAAGUGGCGUUCCACAAGGCAUCACGGCAGCCUAGGAACAGAGAACUCAACAUGCCCAGGGCUCUUGUGGAAAUGUUGCGUCACCAGUCGAGUCCAGUUCAAGAGGGAGAGAGAAACAACAGCGUAGCCUUGGGAACUGGAGGAGGAGAGGGGACACUUGGACGACCCCCGAAAAAUCUAUAUCCCACACUACAGAGAGAGAAAGAUAACAGAUUGGGGAAUCUACAGCAUAACUUCAUCCAUACCACAGGCUCCAGUCCCAAACAUACAGCCACCAUCGAGCGUGGAGCACGUAUGAACAACAUGCAGAUGGUCGCCGGAGGCACAUUGAAGCCCAGUAAGCAUACUAACGCCAUGAAGCCCCAGCCGUCCUUCCAUCACUCCCUACAUAACCUGGCUCAGCUGCCACCCUCGUAUGAAGCCGCCAUGAAGCCUGAGAUCAACAGAUACUCAUCUCUUAAGCGUCUGGAGAAAGGAGGAUUGGAGGAAUAUUCAGGUUACUGUACCACCAAACGGAGGCCCAACAACGCCCCUCCCGCCUUUCAUUCCUCCCAGCAUCACCUUCCCUGGGGUGGCGACUACACAAUGGGGGGAAGAGGCACGCUUCCCACCCAUGCCACUCGUCCUCGAAUACCUCAUCCGCAGUCUGCCCCAAGCCACACCCCGAAUCCUUACCCUCUGGAACCUCCGGAAACAAAGCAAAACCAGAAUUACGAUACGCUUUCUAAACCGCCACGCCGCGUCAAGUCGACGGACCAGCUCCUUGCCCUUGCCGAUGGCAACACCUUAUCAAGGCUCUCGAAGAACCAGCAGCACCAAUACUACAAAGCCAUGGCCAGUGCAUCAAAGAACUCCAAUAACCAGAACACCCUGAAGAAGUCCAAGGAGAGGCUGCUGAUGUCACCAGAUCAUCUAGAGGAGGAGGUAAGCGGGGUUGAGUAUGGCGGAAGCGGGAUGGGUAUGGGAAUGGGCGACUACACGGGCGGAGGGGGAGGAGGAAUGGUGCCCACCCUGCCCCGCGUCAGCCACCAGAAAGCUCAAUCGCAGCAGAAUGUUUGCGCCACGCCGUCACUCGACCGUCACCACAUGAUCAAGAUGAACUCGCACCCGACGUCGGGGCGAGAGCAAGAGCGGAAUUCGGCGGUGAUGUCAGGUCACCUGGGAGGAGGCGGGGGCGGAGGAGUGGCAUGGGGCGACAUGCCAGGAACAGGAGUUGUCAUGGGAACAGGGACUCUUGGUGGACACAGUGCCAGGAGGCUUGCAUUUGCAGCUAAAAGGCAAAAUACCAUUGAACAACUUCACUUCAUCCCUGGUGGAGGGGGAAGUGGAGGAGGAGUGGCAUCCAACCAAGGGGUUAGAACAGGAAGCAAGAAUGAGGUUACUGUGUGAGCAAAAGAUGGGUGAAGGAUAGACUGUGUGAGAAGUUGGUGGAUGGUAGAGGGACUGUAGGAGAGAGAGAGUGGGCGGAAGAGGGAGAGAAAUAACGAGAGAAGAGAGAAAAGGAGUAGGAGGAUGGUAAAGGAAUCAGAGAAACAGAUUUUGAAGUAGGGGGCCACGAAGUGGGAGAAACUACACAGAAAGCGAUGUGGCACCUUUUACAUAUAUAUAUUGUAUAUAGUGGCAAAUUCACAACAUAAGAUUAGAUAACAACAGUUAUAAGUCAGGUUUGAUAGAGCUUCAAAGUUUUUUGUGCUUUUUAUGUUAAUGAAAUUGCCGCUAUAAUUAUGAUCAAAGCUGCCAUAUACAACUAUUUAUUUGUGUAAAUUUUGCCUAUAAAUCUACCGCAUAGAAUAUCAAUAGAGUGUAAUAUAAAUUCCACAUGAUGUGGACAUUUUUCAUAUCUUUAUGUCAUGUUUUUAUCCUCAGAUAUCUUACAUUAUUACACAUUACAGAUAUAGCUGCUAUGGAGCCAUAUAUUUCAGAGAACGGCUUUUAUCUUAUAACUAUGAUUGAACGACUGGGAGACUAAUAAUUAACAUCUGCAUAAGAGGAACCAGAUGAACAUGGAGCGCUCAUCCCAACUGACGAAUUGCAAAGCUACUUACAGUUGGACAAACGUAAUGCUGGAUCUUAUCUCUUUUUAAACCCUAAUCCACGUCGUCAUAAUGAGGAAGUGCGGCAGGGUUUUUACAACGUAUGUCAAAAGGAAUGAUGAUGGAACAAUAGGAGGAGCAUAUCCAGAAACUCUUAAGAAUUUAAUGAACUCAUUUUGAAUACAGUGAGACAGAGAAAGUAAGCCUUACCAUACAUUGUUUCGCCUGCAUCUUAUUCAGUGUGAAUUUAAUAUGGAUGUACCAAUUGAGUUUCUGUUCAAAUUGUUUUGGUGGAAUCCUGAAAAUAGUACACAAGGAGUUUUAAAUCCUCAAGUUUGCCCUUCAGUACAUAACUGGAGAUCGCUUCGAACUAUCGAUGAAAGCCAUUCUGGGACACAAUUGGGCAUAAAAGCCCAGACGAAAACCAAGAGAAAUGUCUGACAAUCAUCUUUUUUCUCCAUCUUAAAAUGACUCAUUAAUGAUCAAUGGCACUUUGUUUGGAUUCUGAGCCACCACUUUCUACAACGUCCAAGUGCUGGGAUUUGCAAGGGAGGUUCAUCGUGAGGGACGCUGGUCUACCAAAAGCACAAGAAUACAUUAGAUUUCUGUAAUGCUGGGUACAUACACGUUUAUGCUUCUCUUAGGUAUACUGUGUAGACAAACGGUUCACCUUAAGCUAUUAAAUAUGGAUCUGAGACGAAGAAAACGACUCAAGAGUAAGGGCACUCAUCAAUGUAUUUGUAUGUUAUGAUAUUCUGGCAUAAAAUUAGUGCAUAACAUGGCGGUACCAUUAUCUCGCUCAGGUGUUGGUUGGCAUUUGCAUAAAGACAAACCUCCUGGACUGCUUUUUGAAUCUCCAUGUUGAAGCCAUGUGUAUAUGCUGUUAAAACUGAGACUCUGCGAACAGUCUGAGGAUACAGGGAUGCCACACAGCUAACCUGUAUUUUUCAAAUCUGCUGUUACCGAGAUAUGACCACAACACGUCAUACCUGAUAUCUUCAUAACCAAUAACGCUUAUCAAUAUUAAGGGCUAUACAACACACAUGCGUUAGUGGUACAGCUGUUACCCACAGCUUACUCAUUAUUCAAUGAUAAUAAUCUUAUUAUUUACAAAAAAAGAUAUUAAAAUAGUAAGUAAAUAUUACAAUGAAAAAUUUAAAGUGAGAUUGUUCGCACAAGAGCCAGAUAUCAUUUACUGUAUGGUUCUGACCUCUGAGAAAUAGAGCUCAUUUUACCAAUGAAAACUAAUCAAUUUACAUUGUAAAACCACCAACUGGUCUUUUUAUUUUUUUCUUUGUCAUAGACUUUUUACCUCUUGGUUAAUUUUCAGUGUAAUGAAAUUGAACAGUAUAAGUUACGGACUAUUUGAACAUUUAUGCCUCCCAGUAAAAGCGUUAAGGAGUAGUUUAUAUCACAUCAGCAUCAGGAUUGGUGGCAACACAUUCAUUUAACUUUUCACUGGAAAUAAUGUGUAUCUUAAUGAAUUAUGAAUACAACUUAAAGACAAUCUUCCUAACAGCUCUGUAAUACAUUGGUGUUUGUUAUUGUCAUUACUAUGACAGUUAAUAUUAUGGUUAUUGGUGAAAUUUCUUCUUGUUGUUAUGGUUAUCUUAUGAUUAUGAUGGUGAUUUUUUUCCUCUGUGGUUUUAGUGUUUACUUGUUUUAGAUAUCUUUCUCAUGAAAUUCUUUUGAAAUUAUGAGUAGAAAAUAGAAGCACAAACAUUAAAGCCACUCAUUGUUUGCCAAUUCUUCAUGCAUUCCUGGUGAUGAGGAGUGCCUUCGAAAAUUUCUCAGUGUGAUGUCACAUUGUAAUUGUUAUAAGCCUGCAAAUGUCAUUACUUGUUGCAGAGACAUCACAAUGGGUUUAUAAAGGAUGUCAUAGGAUGUAUGUUGUAUGUGUGUAACCGAAUGUCUUUUUGUUAAGUGAAAUUUCAACUUUUUAAUGUUUCUUUCAGGGACAAUUAGAACAGAUGAAUCAAUUUAGUAUUUUCUUUGUCAUAAAAAGUCUGUAGCAAUGUCUGUUUUGUAUCCACAAGCCAUAAUUAUGAAAAUGUUUAUUAAAUUUAUUCACAAGGCAUAUUACUGCAGAAAAUAAUGAACAUUGGAUGUGCAAAUAAAGCCCUGAAGCAUUUUAAA
Molecule: messenger RNA, 7387 nt
Organism: Ctenopharyngodon idella (grass carp)
Lineage: Eukaryota; Metazoa; Chordata; Actinopteri; Cypriniformes; Xenocyprididae
Gene: shisa7a
Product: protein shisa-7
Exons: 6
Coding region: 2544-4607 (687 amino acids)
Biological process (GO): regulation of short-term neuronal synaptic plasticity; regulation of AMPA receptor activity
Cellular component (GO): dendritic spine membrane; postsynaptic density; AMPA glutamate receptor complex
Source: RefSeq, a predicted model, not a curated record